GGGGGCGGGACAUCCUGUGGAAGCCCCCUAGCUUCCUGGUAAGGUCCAUGUGUUGCGGAAGGGGCUGAUAGAGGAGCUGUUGAGACCGGAGGCUGCGUAGGGGCUCCCGGAGCCGAAGGUCGUGGGUCUGAAAGAAGGGUACCAUCAGGUCAGCUUGUAGAUCCCAAAGCCUAGAACCAGAGGAAAUGGCCCCUGGCACCCAGAGACCUUCAUCCCAGCAGUUGGUGACCUUCAAGGAUGUGGUAGUGAACUUCACUGAGGAGGAGUGGUGCCUCUUGGACCAUUCUCAGAAAGAGCUGUACAAGGAGGUCAUGCUAGAGAAUAUCCAGAAUCUGCUGUCCCUGGAGACCAAGUUUGAAGUAAAUGAGAUGUCUAGAAAGCUGGGCCUUUUCGUGGAAGAAUGUGACAUACAAAAAUUCAUGAGUGAUGCUCCCUGGGACUUCAGUUUGAGAGAAAUUCAUGACUUUAUUCACAAAGUAGACAAAAACCCAAAGAGUGACUGUGAACUGGAUGAAAUUGGAAAGAGAUUCAGACAGUCUUCUAUCCUAAAUCACUGUAAGAAAAUGACCUCAGGGAAUGAGUGUCCUCUAGACACUGAAUAUAGGAAAUGCUUUACUGAACAGGGAAAGCUUUUUCAGUCUUUGGAGAAGGCUCCUGGAAUGCAAAUGUGUCCCAGUAAUCAGUGGGAGAUGGCUGUGAGCUGGAGUUCAGACAUCAGUAAACAUCAGCAAAGUGAUACUGGAGAAAUGCUUUGUGUAAGUAAGAAAGGUGGAAAGGCCUUGAGUCAGAAUGCUGAGCACAUUACUCAUCAGCAAAUUCCCAAUAGAAAGGAAUCUGAUGAAUAUAACAAGUGGGAAGCUCAGAGAAUCCAUGCUGGAGAGAAACUUAAUGAGUGUCAUCAGUGUGGAAAAGCUUUCACAGAGAGAUCCAGUCUUACUGCACAUCAGAGAGUCCACCAUGGAGAGAAACCUUCUGAAUGUAAUCAGCGUGGAAAGGCCUUCAGAAUGAGCUCAAAUCAUUGUAAACAUCAGAGAAUCAAUACUGGAGAGAAACCUUACAAAUGUAAUCAUUGUGGAAAGGCUUUCACACGGAGAUCUGGUCUUACUGCACAUCAGAGAAUCCACACUGGAGAGAAACCUUAUGUAUGUAAUCAAUGUGGAAAGGCUUUCACAAAAAGGGGCAAUCUUGCUGCACAUCAGAAAAUCCACACUAGGGAGAAACCUUAUGGAUGCAAUCAGUGUGAAAAGGCUUUCAUACACAGGUGCUAUCUUACUGCACAUCAGAGAAUCCACCGUGGAGAGAAACCUCAUGUUUGUAAUCAGUGUGGAAAGGCUUUCAUACACAGGUGCCAUCUGACUGCACAUCAGAGAGUCCACACUGGAGAGAAACCUUAUGAAUGUAAUCAAUGUGGAAAGGCUUUCACAGAGAGGGGCACUCUUACUAAACAUCAGAGAAUCCAUACUGGAGAGAAGCCUUAUGAAUGUAAUCAGUGUGGAAAGGCUUUCAUACAUAGGGGCAAUCUUGUUGCACAUCAGAAAAUCCACACUGGAGAGAAACCUUAUGUAUGUAAUCAGUGUGGAAAGGCUUUCACACACAGGAGCAGUCUCAUUACACAUCAGAAAAUCCACCGUGGAGAGAAGGCUUAUCAAUGUAAUCAGUGUGGAAAGGCUUUCAGAAUGAGCUCCAAUCGUCAUAAACAUCAGAAAAUCCAUACUGGAGAGAAACCUUACAAAUGUAAUCAUUGUGGAAAGGCUUUCACACAGAGAUCUGGUCUUACUGCACAUCAGAGAAUCCACACUGGAGAGAAACCUUAUGUAUGUAAUCAAUGUGGAAAGGCUUUCACAAAAAGGGGCAAUCUUGCUGCACAUCAGAAAAUCCACACUAGGGAGAAGCCUUAUGGAUGUAAUCAGUGUAGAAGGGCUUUCACAGAAAGCUCACAUCUUGCUGCGCAUCAGAGAAUCCACACUAGGGAGAAGCCUUAUGGAUGUAAUCAGUGUGAAAAGGCUUUCAUACACAGGUGCCAUCUUACUGCACAUCAGAGAGUCCACAGUGGAGAGAAGCCUUAUGAAUGUAAUCAGUGUGGAAAGGCUUUCACACACAGAUUCAGUCUUAUUGCACAUCAGAGAGUCCACAGUGGAGAGAAAUCUUAUGUAUGUAAUCAGUGUGGAAAGGCUUUCGAGCGUAGGGGCAAUCUUGCUGCACAUCAAAAAAUCCACACUGGAGAGAAACCUUAUGAAUGUAAUCAGUGUGGAAAGGUUUUCACACAUAGGAGCACUCUUAUUAAACAUCAGAAAAUCCAUACUGGAGAGAAGCCUUAUGAAUGUAAUAAGUGUGAAAAGGCUUUCCCAGAGAGAAGCCGUCUUGUUAGACAUCAGAGAAGCCACACUAGAGAGAGACCUUACGUAUGUAGUCAGUGUGGAAAGGCUUUCACACACAGGAGCAGUCUUAUUACACAUCAGAAAAUCCACCGUGGAGAGAAGGCUUAUCAAUGUGAUCAUUGUGGAAAGGCUUUCACACAGAACUCCACUCUUGCUAAACAUCAGAGAAUCCACACUGGAGAGAAACCAUAUGUAUGUAAUCCAUGUGGAAAAGCCUUCACACAGAUAUCCAGUCUUAUUGCACAUCAGAGAAUCCACACUGGAGAGAGACCUUAUGAAUGUAAUCAGUGUGGAAAGGCUUUUACAGAAAGGAGCCAUCUUGCUGCACAUCAGAGAAUCCACACUAGGGAGGAGCCUUAUGGAUGAAAUCAGUGUGGAAAGGCUUUCACACACAGGUGCAAUCUUACUACACAUCAGAGAAUCCACACUGGAGAGAAACCUUAUGAAUGUAAUGAAUUUGGAAAGGCUUUCGCACAGAGCUCCCAUCUAUCUAGACAUAAGAAACCCCAUGCCCAAGAGAAGCCUUAUUGAUAUAAUCAAUGUGGAAAGGCUUUCAAACUCACCUCCAUCCUUGCUUUACAUCAGGUAAUUCACACUGGGGAGAAACUCUAGGAACUUCAUUCCUCAUAUGUGAGGGCAGGAUAUAGUUACUGUGUUCAUGUGUCAAUACUCCAUAGCAGUAUUAGUUCAAGUAUUCAUUAACUUUUCCUUGCUUUCAAUAUUCAGCAACUUUCAGUGCCAAAAUUCAGCACAUGCACAUGUGUUCUCAAGUAUAUCUGAAUACGUUUUUGAUAAGUUUUAAAAUUCCAGACUUGGUCUGGUCUGUAGGUGGGCUAGAGAAAUCGGGGUACAUUUUCUGGGCUACAAAGGACAGCUUGUCAAUAGGAAUUAAAAAUCUUUAAUCCACUGAAAAAGUAGAAGGGAACAACUAGCACAGGAAAUGAUGGAGAGGAAAGCUGGUGGAAUGUUGGAUAAGGAGGACAAUCAGUAUAUUCUGGAAUCUUACAUGAAUACAGUAAGCACUAGUAUAUACUCAGUGAAUAGUUGGUUCAAAAAAACAACUCCUAUGUGCUAAUUAUUAAAAUAACAUAAUUUGAUUAUUUUUUAAAGUUUAACCCACAAGUUUCCUUGCUUUGGUUAGCAGAUGUUCUAGUGCCUUAGAUUGCAGCCUUACAGAGUCCCUGAACACUUAGCCGGGCUGGGGAGAUCUGUUCACAAGUUAAGUCAGAAGUCCAAAGGAAUCUCACAGACAAAAGAUGUCUUCAGAUGAUUUUGCUGUGCUUUUCUCCCCACAGUUAGUCACUUGCUGUUAUCAUUAGUUUCUGCAUUAAAAUAAAAUAUCCUUCAUCAUU
Trichosurus vulpecula (common brushtail) is the source of this 3730-nucleotide messenger RNA. RefSeq names its product zinc finger protein 665-like. NCBI's taxonomy places the organism in Eukaryota, Metazoa, Chordata, Mammalia, Diprotodontia, Phalangeridae. The transcript has 4 exons. Gene Ontology annotation, cellular component: nucleus. Bases 186 to 2744 code for a protein of 852 amino acids. The record is from RefSeq and is a predicted model, not a curated record. Gene Ontology annotation, molecular function: DNA-binding transcription factor activity; RNA polymerase II cis-regulatory region sequence-specific DNA binding. Gene Ontology annotation, biological process: regulation of transcription by RNA polymerase II.